GUCUCCUCCUCUUGCAGGAUUACCGGCCCCGGUCUCCGCUGAUCACACACUCACACACACACACACACACACACAAGCGCGCGCGCACACACUGAGAGACUGGGUAAGGGCUGUGUAUUGUGUAUCAGCUGGUGAGCGGUUAGUUUGGACUACACGCGUUAGCCGGGAUGAAGGUUCUGGACUGUGGCGCUGUGCUGCUCGGUUUGCUGCUCGCGGCUCUCUGUCGGCCCUCGGUGGAAGCGCUCGCGAGCUCGUCGCCGCCGGACCCGUGCUACGAUGAGAACGGACAGGCGCGCCGCUGCAUCCCGGACUUCGUGAACGCGGCGUUCGGCCGGGAAGUGCACGCGUCCAGCACGUGUGGCCAGAAGACACCGAGUCGCUACUGCGUGGGGACGGAGAGAGGCGGCGGGGAGAGGAGCCGCGAGUGCCGCGUGUGUGACGCGUCGGACCCCAGAAGGCGCCAUCCGGCUUCGCACCUCACCGACCUGCACAACCCGCACAACCUGACGUGCUGGCAGUCGGAGAACGGCAUGCGGUACCCGCAGAACGUGACGCUGACGCUGUCUCUCGGUAAGAAGUUCGAGGUGACGUACGUGAGCGCGCAGUUCUGCUCGUUGCGUCCGGACUCGAUGGCCAUCUUCAAGUCGAUGGACUACGGCAAGACGUGGGUUCCGUUCCAGUACUACUCGAGCCAGUGCCGGAAAGUGUACAACAAGCCGAACCGGGCCGCCAUCACCAAGCAGAACGAGCAGGAGGCCGUGUGCACGGACGCGCACCAGCAGCAGCAGCCGCACCAGCAGCAGCCGGUCUCGGGCGGCCUCGUGGCCUUCAGCACGCUGGACGGCCGGCCGUCUGCUCACGACUUCGACAACUCGCCCGUGCUGCAGGACUGGGUCACGGCCACGGACAUCCGCAUCACGUUCAGCCGCUUACACGCUGAGGAGCGCAAGGCCGAGGCAGAGGACGAGGAUGAGUCGCACUUCUACGCCGUGUCGGACCUGCAGGUGGGCGGCCGGUGCAAGUGUAACGGACAUGCCUCGCGCUGUGUGCGCGACCGCACCGGAGAGCUCGUGUGCGAGUGCAAGCACAACACCGCGGGACCCGAGUGCGACAGGUGCAAACCGUUCCACUACGACCGACCGUGGCAGCGCGCGACCGCCAGAGAGGCCAACGAGUGUGUCGCGUGUAACUGUAACCUCCACGCCCGGCGCUGCAGGUUUAACAUGGAGCUGUAUAAACUGUCUGGGAGGAAGAGUGGAGGCGUCUGUCUCAACUGUCGCCACAACACGGCCGGACGCCACUGUCACUACUGCAAAGAGGGCUACUACAGAGACAUGAGCAAAGCCAUCACUCACAGGAAGGCCUGCAAAGCGUGUGAUUGCCAUCCCGUUGGUGCUGCGGGAAAAACGUGUAACCAGACCACAGGCCAGUGUCCGUGUAAAGACGGCGUGACGGGGAUCACGUGCAACCGCUGCGCUAAGGGCUACCAGCAGAGCCGCUCGCCCAUCGCACCCUGCAUCAAAAUUCCAUCUGCACCACCAACAACCACAGCAAGCGUCACAGAGCAGCCUGCAGACUGUGACUCCUACUGCAAAGCGUCCAAAGGGAAGCUGAAGAUCAACAUGAAAAAGUACUGCAAGAAAGAUUACGCUGUUCAGGUGCACAUCCUGAAAUCGGACAAGGCGGGCGAGUGGUGGAAAUUCACCGUGAACAUCGUGUCGGUGUACAAGCAGAGCGAGAGCCGCAUCCGCCGGGGAGAUCAGCUGCUGUGGGUCCGAGCCAAAGACGUGGCCUGCAAGUGUCCCAGAAUGAAAACGGGGAAGAAAUACCUGCUGCUGGGGAACAACGAGGACGCGCCGGGGCAGAGCGGCAUGGUGGCCGAUAAAGGCAGUCUGGUGAUUCAGUGGAGGGACACGUGGGCGAGGAGACUGCGCAAGUUCCAGCAGAGAGAGAAAAAAGGCAAAUGCAAGAAGCCUUAAAGAGAGACGGACAUCAGGAAACGCUGAGACAGAGAGAGAGAGAGAGAGAGUGAGAGAGAGAGAGAGAGAGAUGGACGAUCUGAACUAAAACAUUCACACAGAUCUGACGCAGUGCAGAGAGAGAGAGAGAGAGAGAGAGAGAGAGAGAGGGAGGGGGCGAGCGAGCGAGCGAGUGAACACUGCCGCUCGAAACAGAGAACGAUUUCCUUAAACAGGAAGUGCACGCCUGUCAUGAAGGAACUCACCUCACAGUUUGAUUUUAUUUCUUCUUCACCUCCUUCAGCGCUGGCUUCAUGUGGAUUUGCACCGUGUCUCUGUAGAACGUCAUCGCUCUCGCAGAUUCAGUUUACAGACUCACAAAAGACGCUCCGAGACCCACAAACGCUCUCUUUUCAUCACCACUGCUGGGGAUUUUAUUAUCACUUCAUCCAGCGCUGAAAUCAUCCUCUCGAAAACAUGUCGUGUUUAUGUUGUACAUUUUUUAAUCCAGCACACAGUAUAUAAAAUAAAUUCCUCUUUUUCUUUAAAACGA
Molecule: messenger RNA, 2511 nt
Organism: Pangasianodon hypophthalmus (striped catfish)
Lineage: Eukaryota; Metazoa; Chordata; Actinopteri; Siluriformes; Pangasiidae
Gene: ntn1a
Product: netrin 1a
Exons: 6
Coding region: 168-1979 (603 amino acids)
Molecular function (GO): protein binding
Source: RefSeq, a predicted model, not a curated record